Alternaria atra is the source of this 2406-nucleotide messenger RNA. RefSeq lists its product as uncharacterized. Gene Ontology annotation, biological process: regulation of transcription by RNA polymerase II. The coding region runs from base 1 to 2406 and encodes 801 amino acids. The record is from RefSeq and is a predicted model, not a curated record. The transcript is spliced from 3 exons. Gene Ontology annotation, molecular function: RNA polymerase II cis-regulatory region sequence-specific DNA binding; DNA-binding transcription factor activity, RNA polymerase II-specific. Lineage: Eukaryota; Fungi; Ascomycota; Dothideomycetes; Pleosporales; Pleosporaceae.
AUGAAUAGUGCAGCUGAUCCAGAUUUCUUUUUCGCCUUCCAGGACAACCAGUUCGGCUCAGACCAGACCCUAGACGAUGGCAGUUUCGCCGGCUUGUCCGAAGCACUGGCAGCUGCGAACGCUGUACCCUCUCAGUACGAUGAAAAUUGGAUGAAGGAUUCCUCGCUCUUUGACCUAUCGAACAAUUCUACCGCCUCUUCGUCGCCCUUUACCCCAAGCGCCUCAAUAUCCAGACCUAAACUCGGUAGUCGCUUCUCUAGAGAAGUCAUCCGUACACUCAAAGACUGGCUUUCUGUUCAUCAAAAACACCCUUACCCUAAUGAAAGUGAGAUGCUGGCUCUACAGGACCGGACAGGGUUGAACAAAGCCCAGCUUACGAACUGGUUCGCAAAUGCCCGUCGACGUGGCAAAGUGCAGAGCGUCCGCCCAAGUUCGCCGCAAGUAAAGAACUCGCCUACUUCUCCUAUCGACAUUAUACCAAGACCCGGGACCCCAGCGAUCAAGAUGGCCUCGAACCAUAAAGACCCUAUGCAGCGUUGGGUAGAAUCGCCCCCAGAACAUGAACCCGCAGCUGUUGGCGACAUCGCUCGGGCAAUGGCUUCCACUUCGCAUGAAGAUGCUGGAGACUUCGCAUACCAUCAACCAUGGCAAUCGCCGUAUGCCAUGUCCUCAACAAGCAGUGCAAGAACUUCCCAAUCGAGUGAAUUCUCAGGCCAUUGUUCAUCAGGAUCACAAACAUCGCUAAAAGUGCGCCGCGCACCACGCAAGAAAAGGGCCUCCCGACGCCGGCGCCUUGAGACGGAAAUUACCGCGCCCAUUAGCAUGCCAUAUCAAUGCACCUUCUGUACAGAAGUUUUCAAAACCAAAUACGAUUGGCAGCGUCACGAAAAGUCGCUUCAUUUACCACUUGAGCGAUGGAUUUGCGCACUCCAGGGCCCCCGCACUACGAAGGAGUCCCUAGGAAAGCAAUGCUGUGUCUUCUGCGGCGAGGUUCAGCCAGAUGACGCGCAUAUUGAAGCGCAUCACUACUCGGCAUGUCAAGAAAGAAGUUUACAGGAACGCACAUUUCAUCGUAAAGACCAUCUCGUCCAGCAUCUCCGCUUGGUGCAUGGCGUGGAGUUUUCGGAUUGGUCGAUGGCCCGCUGGAUGCUGCCUAUACCUAACGUCAGGUCAAGAUGCGGGUUUUGUGGUACCACCAUGAGUACAUGGUCGGAAAGGACCGAUCAUAUCGCCGAUCAUUUCAAAUCCGGCGUCACCAUGGCCAGCUGGCGAGGCGACUGGGGUUUUGAUGCGUCUGUAACACCAUUGGUCGAGACUGCUAUCCCUCCGGAUCUCAUCGAUUGGGAAAGAGGAACUCUCAUCCCCAUGAAGGGCAGCGAUCCAUCGUGGGGUACCCCACCAAACGCGUACGAAUUGCUCAAAGUCGAGACCGAGUUCUUCAUCCAGCGCUACUUCGACAAGCACGGUCAUCUACCAGACAACGACACCAUGCAGCUAGAAGCUUGUCGCAUCAUAUUCGCGGCGGAGACUACUUCCGUCAUACCAGAUCGUCUCCAUGAGGUUUCAUGGCUACGAGACCUGAUGAUGUCGUCUCCUGAGUUGACCGAACACGCAAGGUUCCAGCCCGUGAGAUCUUCCCGUGAGAGUAGGCACUUCCCGCUACGGAUAAAUGGCAAGGAUCAUCUAUUCGAACACUGCCCCUUGGAGGCGCAGCUCCGUGGUUUCGUUACUCAACGUACAGCGGCCGGCGAAAGUCUUGACGAUGCACAACUAUAUAACGAAGCAUGCCAGAUCAUCCGGCGCAUGGAACAAGAGUCUAGCACUCCAUCAGAUGUAUUCGCUAAUUGGAUCGUCAAAGGGAUCUACUCCGGCACAAAUUGGAUCUCACCGUUCAAGCAGCGCGCUGCUAUAUACGACACCAUCUCCACCAAUCUCCCAACCGACAGCGGCUCAGGCCACUUGCUAGACCUUUCUUGGCCAAACUCGCCUUAUGAGGAAGCGUCGAUCUCAGCUCUCGGAACAGCGAGUCCAUCCAAACACACCAGCGACUUUUUCGCUUCGCUUCCUACUUUCUCGGAAGAGCCCCCCAUCAUGCCUGAAUCUACUACGCAGGUGGACAUGUAUGGUCGAUUGCGAUCCUUGCUACCAGACGAUACCAACUUUUACCGGAUCUUCGGUAGCGACAUGAGAAGAUGGGCAGCAUCGACACUUUCUCCAAAGAACCCGAAUUGCCAUGUUCCAUCUGACGAAGAGAUACAGCAUCAAGCAAGAUGGAUCAUGUAUGACGGAGAUGACCCUUGGAAUCAAACGCCUGCGGAUUUUCCUAAUUGGUUGGAGAGAUUUAAGAGAGAGGUUGGUAUUGUAGAGCAUACUGAGGCGGUGGAUCCGAGUGAAUUGGUGAUGUAA